AUGCUGUUAUUAACAACAAGUAAAAAUAUGGAAAGCAAGAACAAUGUGACUGAAUUUGUCCUCCUAGGACUCACUCAGAAUCCUGAGAUUCAGAAAGUAUUAUUUGUUGUCUUCUUAGUAAUCUACAUUAUAACUCUUGGGGGCAACCUUUUGAUUGUGGUAACAGUGAUUUCCAGUCAGUCCCUGGACUCCCCCAUGUACUUCUUCCUUGCAUAUUUAUCUCUUAUGGAUGCUGUCUACACCACAGCGAUCCCCAAAAUGAUCAUAGACUUGCUCUAUGAGAAGAAGACCAUUUCGUUCCAAGCUUGCAUGACUCAGCUUUUCAUUGCACACUUUUUUGGUGGAUCAGAGGUCUUCCUCUUGGUGGUAAUGGCUUAUGAUCGCUAUGUGGCCAUCUGUAAGCCCCUGUAUUACUUGGUUAUCAUGAGACGCCGUGUAUGUGUUUUAUUGCUGGUAGUAGCCUGGAUUGGAGGUUUCAUUCAUUCAGUGGUUCAGCUCCUUUUAAUUCUACAGCUGCCGUUUUGUGGCCCUAAUGUCAUUGAUCAUUUCAUAUGUGACAUGUACCCAUUAUUAGAACUUGCCUGUACUAACACUUAUAUCAUUGGACUCUCAGUGGUUGCUAAUGGAGGAGCGAUCUGCGUUGUAAUCUUUACAAUGUUGCUCAUCUCUUAUGGAGUCAUCCUACGUUCCCUGAAGACCCAUAAUCUGGAAAGCCAACGCAAAGCUCUUUCUACCUGCAUGUCCCACAUUACAGUUGUUGUCCUAUUCUUUGUUCCUUGUAUUUUCAUGUAUGUCAGACCUGUUCGCACCUUCUCCAUUGAUAAAACAAUGACUAUAAUUUUUACUAUUUUCACUCCCUUAUUGAACCCCUUAAUCUACACCCUGAGAAAUAAGGAGAUUAAGAAUGCCAUGAAGAAACAAAACAGAACAAAUGACUCAAUUAUACAUUGA
This is a messenger RNA of Sarcophilus harrisii (Tasmanian devil), 951 nucleotides long. Its product is annotated as olfactory receptor 4A15-like. NCBI's taxonomy places the organism in Eukaryota, Metazoa, Chordata, Mammalia, Dasyuromorphia, Dasyuridae. Gene Ontology annotation, biological process: G protein-coupled receptor signaling pathway. Gene Ontology annotation, molecular function: G protein-coupled receptor activity; olfactory receptor activity. The record is from RefSeq and is a predicted model, not a curated record. Gene Ontology annotation, cellular component: membrane.